Tigriopus californicus is the source of this 1761-nucleotide messenger RNA. Its product is annotated as dihydrolipoyl dehydrogenase, mitochondrial-like. Gene Ontology annotation, molecular function: dihydrolipoyl dehydrogenase (NADH) activity; flavin adenine dinucleotide binding. The coding region runs from base 129 to 1649 and encodes 506 amino acids. NCBI's taxonomy places the organism in Eukaryota, Metazoa, Arthropoda, Copepoda, Harpacticoida, Harpacticidae. The transcript is spliced from 10 exons. The record is from RefSeq and is a predicted model, not a curated record. Gene Ontology annotation, cellular component: mitochondrion; oxoglutarate dehydrogenase complex.
UACUACAUACAUACACACAACUAACAGCUCCAGCCUCCAUCCCAGGCUCCUCAGCUGAUCCGUUCAAGUCCUCGAGAGCGUCCGAAUCCUCAUCCAGGGAUCCGUCACAUAUUCAUCCAUCCCACAUCAUGUUCCACAUCGCCAAGAAAGGCUUGGAAAACGCCGCUCAAAAGGUGUUUUUGAGUCCGGUGGCCAUCUCGUCGAGCCAUCGGGUGCGAUGGUAUUCCAGUUCAGACGAAGCUGAUCUCGUGGUCAUUGGUUCGGGACCGGGCGGUUACGUGGGAGCCAUCAAAGCCGCACAGCUGGGCAUGAAGACUGUUUGUGUGGAGAAGAAUCCCACUUUGGGCGGGACCUGCUUGAAUGUGGGCUGCAUUCCGUCCAAGGCUCUGCUCAACAAUUCCCACUAUUAUCACAUGGCCAAAACCGGCGACAUGGCCAAACGCGGCGUUGACUUCACGGACGUGCAGAUCAAUUUGGGCAACCUCAUGAAGGCCAAGAAUGAUGCCGUCAAAGGACUCACCGGAGGCAUCGCCAUGCUCUUCAAGGCUAAUAAGGUGGAUCAUGCCAACGGUCACGGUAAGAUCACGGGUCCCAAUGAGGUGUCCGUGCUCAAGGAAGACGGAUCCGUCGGUCGGGUCAUCAAGGCCAAGAAUAUCAUGAUUGCUACUGGAUCCGAAGUCACACCUUUCCCCGGUAUCGAAUUCGACGAGGAACGUAUCGUAUCCUCAACGGGUGCCCUGAGCCUCAAGGAGAUUCCAGAGAAGAUGAUCUUGAUCGGGGCUGGUGUGAUUGGUGUCGAAUUGGGUUCGGUUUGGUGUCGUUUGGGCAGCGAAGUUACUGCCGUCGAGUUUUUGAGCCAUGUGGGUGGCAUGGGGAUUGAUGGGGAGAUGUCCAAACAGUUCCAGAGGACCAUGGCCAAGCAAGGCAUCAAAUUCAAGUUGAACACCAAGGUCACCGGGGCUAAGCGCGAAGGCGACAAAAUCAAGGUCAGCGUCGAAGGAGCCAAGGAUGGAAAAGCCGAUGAGUUGGAGGCCGAUGUCCUCUUGGUAAGUGUGGGCCGACGACCCUACACAGAAAAUCUUGGUUUGGAACAGUUGGGUAUUGAGAAGGACGACAAGGGUCGCAUUCCCGUCAACUCUCGCUUCCAAUCGGUGAUUCCCAACAUCUACGCCAUCGGUGAUUGCAUUCACGGGCCCAUGUUGGCCCAUAAAGCAGAGGAUGAGGCCAUUCUCGCUUGUGAGGGCAUGUUGGGCGGACCCGUUCACAUUGAUUACAACUGUGUGCCCAGCGUCAUCUACACGCAUCCAGAGGUCGCGUGGGUUGGCAAGAACGAGGAAGACUUGAAGGCCGAAGGUAUCGAUUAUGUGGUGGGCAAGUUCCCAUUUGCCGCCAACAGCCGCGCCAAGACAAAUAACGAGACCGACGGGAUGGUCAAGGUUUUGGCCGAUAAGAAGACCGACCGAAUCCUCGGGACCCACAUUAUGGGACCGGCUGCCGGUGAACUCAUCAAUGAAGCUGCUUUGGCCAUGGAAUAUGGAGCUAGUUGUGAGGAUGUGGCUCGUGUAUGCCAUGCGCAUCCUACCGUUUCGGAAGCUCUGCGCGAAGCCAACUUGGCGGCUUGGUCCGGAAAGGCCAUCAAUUCCAUUUAAGUCACAUGAACAUAUAUAGGAACACAGACAUUCUAAACCUACCGCAAUGACGAAUUAUUCAUGCCAUCUUCGCUAUGUCUUGCUUUUGAAAUAAAUAAAAAAAAUUAUCGUC